Molecule: messenger RNA, 2887 nt
Organism: Cimex lectularius (bed bug)
Lineage: Eukaryota; Metazoa; Arthropoda; Insecta; Hemiptera; Cimicidae
Gene: rdgC
Product: serine/threonine-protein phosphatase rdgC
Exons: 17
Coding region: 104-2290 (728 amino acids)
Biological process (GO): detection of stimulus involved in sensory perception
Cellular component (GO): cytosol; nucleus
Molecular function (GO): manganese ion binding; iron ion binding; calcium ion binding
Source: RefSeq, a predicted model, not a curated record
UGGCUGCCAGACUAACUGGGUCUUCGCUCCCGAAUCAAAAUAAUAUCCUACGUAUUGUAGAUAGGAACAACAGAGUGUCUUGGCAUGGAUCCGGUUUCGUGAGAUGUUGCAGUGCGGGGGUCGCGCGGUGGCGAGCUGCGGCUGCGACAGGAAGAGGGAGCUCAGCUCUUCGACCUGUUCAUCCGUCAGCUCUUUGGUCGAAGAAGAUAAAAAGGGGAAAGGGAAAGGAAAAGGGAAAGGGAAAGAACCGGGAAAGCAGAAUGCUGUUGGCGCAUUCCUCGCUUCUCUCUCACCCAGGAACCUUUUCAAGGGCCUUCGGCGCCCCGAUCACCACGUCAUGCCAAAAGCAGAAAGAUCCAUGAAAGCUGCUAUUCUGAUACAACAAUGGUACCGUCGCUAUUUAGCAAGAAUGGAAGUGAGGAGGCGAUAUACGUGGACCAUAUUCCAAAGUAUUGAGUACCAGGGUGAACAGGACCAAGUAAAGCUGUACAACUUUUUCAACGCCCUACUAACACACAUUCCAACAACCGGAGCUAACAACCAGCUCGCUGGAAGCGAUGCAACUUCUAAGUCUUCCUCUACAGUGGUGAAAGAAAGACCCAUGCGACCUGGGCCGGCAAGAACAGUCGAAGAAAUUGAUACAACUGUCGAGACUAGGUACGAGGAUGAGUCGCCGAGCGAGGCCAGUUCGCCGACGUCUAGGACAGAGACGAACUACAGGGGAAUUCAUCUCGGUUUUCCAAUGCAGAGAAAGGACUUUGACAACCUCAUAGAAUCCUUUAGAAAGAAAAAGCAACACAGACUUCACGCUAAGUACGUCGCCGGGAUCCUCAAGCAGGCGGCGCAGCACUUGAAAAAGAUGCCAAAUCUGAACCAGGUCACCACGGGGAUUUCGAAACAGGUCACCAUCUGCGGAGACUUGCACGGCAAGUUAGACGAUCUCCUUGUUAUUUUCUAUAAGAACGGUCUUCCUUCGGCAGAAAACCCCUACAUUUUCAACGGUGACUUCGUCGACCGGGGCCGGAAGGGCAUGGAAGUCUUUCUACUGCUUUUGACAUGCAUGCUCGUUUUCCCGGACGGCAUUUAUCUCAAUCGGGGCAACCACGAGGACCACGUUAUGAAUACAAGGUACGGAUUCAUCAGAGAAGUCAAGCUAAAAUAUAAGCACAAUGCAGAAAGGCUGCUCAAGCUUAUCGAGACCGUGUACAGGUGGCUUCCACUGGGGACCCUCGUUAACAACAAGGUGCUCAUCGUGCAUGGAGGCAUAUCCGACAGCACGGAUAUCGAAUGGCUUAAAACGAUCGACCGGCAGAAGUAUCUAUCUCUUCUGAGGCCCCCGGUGAUAGAUGGUGUUGUUACAACAUCAGAAAAUGUAAACAAAUUAGAAUGGAAGCAGGUUUUUGACAUCCUUUGGUCUGAUCCGCAGCGGAGUGAUGGCUGUGUUCCUAACUCAUUAAGAGGCGCUGGAACUUAUUUUGGGCCUGAUGUGACCGAGAAAUUUUUAAAUAAGCACAAUUUGCUGUACUUAGUGCGAUCUCAUGAGUGCAAACCUGACGGUUAUGAAAUUGUUCACGGCGACAAGGUUAUAACAAUAUUUUCCGCUUCCAAUUAUUAUGAGACUGGUUCAAAUAAAGGGGCUUAUCUUAAACUAGUUGGCCCUGAGCUGAAACGACAUUUCGUCCAAUUUACAGCCGGGCCUAAAGCGAGCACUGCCGGCAUGUUGACAUUCCGGCAGAGGGUGAGCCUGAUCGAAACUUCAGCAAUCAGGGAGCUCGUUUCUAAAGUGCAUAGUUCGAAGAACAAACUCUUGCAAGAGUUCGCCCUCGUAGACCCAAAUGCUACAGGGCUAAUAAAUGUAAGUGAUUGGUGCAUUAUUCUUGAAAAAAUCACGGGACUGAGCUUACCUUGGCGCAUGUUGAGGACAAAACUGGCAACUCUUGAUCCAACAACUGGUCUAGUACAAUACAUGACAACAUUUCAGGAAAAUAUUACCAAAAGAGAGUCUGACACAACUGUGGUGGAGACUCUCUACAAAAACAAGUCAAGUUUGGAAGCUAUUUUCAGAAUUAUCGACAAAGACAAUUCAGGAUACAUAUCCGUCGAAGAGUUCAAAGAUGCCUGCCAGCUCAUAGGAGAGCAUCUAGACCAGUCCACCGAAACGGCGGUGGACAUAUGCAAGAGCAUGGACAUGAACAAGGACGGUCUCGUCGAUUUGAACGAAUUCCUAGAAACAUUCCGUCUGGUUGAAAGCCAGCAUUCGAUAGAGUUAGAAUCCGAAGAAGAGGAUUAGAUAAAAGAAAAAAAAAAGAAAAAUGUCCAUUGUUUUAUUUAUUCAUGAGAAAAUAUGCUAAACUGUUUCUCAAGGUUUUACAUAUCUCAAUAAUAUUGCUAUGUUGUUGAAUGAGAAUAGAAGGAAAACUUUUUGAUUGUUUAUACUAUCGCAUAUCUUGAUUUUGUAAUGAAAAUUAAAGAGAGAAAGAAAAAAAAACACGGUUGUCUAAUUGCUACUAUUGUGAUCUCAGUGCAAUGCCAAAAAAAAUAUUUAUGCACCCAAUGCAUUAAUUAAUUUUUAAUUUAAUUUUUUUUAAACUAAAGAUUGUUAGUUGUAGCUGGUAAGUUUCAUAUAAAUAGAAAAAUAAAACUAGAUGAUUUUUUGAUAUACUAAAUGCUACAUUUUCAUGUCAAGGUCUUGGCAAAUACCCUGGCUGCACUUUUUAACUAAAUUCAAAAUCUGAUUUUCACGUCAUUCGUGCAAUUUGUCUUCACAUUACAAUUAUGGAAUAAACAAAUUACAAUAAAUGAAUCCUUUCCAUUUGCUUAAAGCAUAAACUGGAAAUAUUACUUUUUAUUUAUUUAAUUCACUAAUUUCGUGGUCCGCUUGACCAAU